Messenger RNA from Gigantopelta aegis, 5926 nucleotides. RefSeq names its product protocadherin-1-like. Gene Ontology annotation, biological process: homophilic cell-cell adhesion. Gene Ontology annotation, molecular function: calcium ion binding. The transcript has 3 exons. Bases 1 to 3393 code for a protein of 1130 amino acids. Gene Ontology annotation, cellular component: plasma membrane. The record is from RefSeq and is a predicted model, not a curated record. Lineage: Eukaryota; Metazoa; Mollusca; Gastropoda; Neomphalida; Peltospiridae.
AUGGUUCUGGUGUCCACACAAGAUGUGAUAUACACAAUCAAGGAGGAAAUACCAGUGCACACCUUGAUAGGAAACAUUGGUAAGGAUACCUCGGUGGUUGACCGUGUUAGCCCUGACAAUCUGAACACUCUAAGAUACAGUAUUCUGACUACAGGGAACCCCAGUGCCAAACUGUUCGCCAUCAGUUCUUCCCAAGGAAACCUGACUUCUGCUGCUAGAAUUGACAGAGAAACACUGUGUCCAUUCACUUCUGUCUGCGCCCUGAUGCUGGAAGUUGCAGUGCGUUCAGAGACGUCGUUCUUCAGUUACAAAGUUAAAAUCACCAUUGAAGAUACAAAUGACAACAGACCAACAUUUCCUGCAAGGUCUGUAAAUCUUGAAAUACCUGAGUCUUCUCAAGUGGGAGUCUCAUUUUCAUUUGAUGGAGCUGUUGACAAUGACACGGAAAAUAAUGCAAUUGGUAGUUAUUUGUUAUUUCCAGACAAUGUCCCCUUUGGUGUGGAUUUUACCAAAAACCUAGAUGGAACAUCAACUGUUAGUGUUGUUGUCAAGGAAGAACUUGAUAGGGAGAAAAAUGAAUUCUACUUUUUAACCUUAUUUGCCAAAGAUGGUGGCUCUCCACAGAAAAAUGGUUCAAUGCUAGUUAAUAUAUCUAUUCUUGAUUCUAACGACAAUGCACCACAGUUUACAUAUCCAGUGUAUAAUGUGACUGUUCAAGAAAACACACCAAUUAAUACAGCAUUUCUAAAAGUGAAGGCCACUGAUAAAGAUGCAGGAAACAAUAGUGAAAUAUUCUACAGGUUAAGUCUCCAUCAACCCAAAGAACAUCUUCAGUAUUUUCUUGUUGAUAAGACGUCUGGUGACAUGAAACUACAAGUGGCUCCACCUAGUGGCCAUAUCCGAGUUAUCGUAGAAGCCAGUGACCGAGGGAAGCCACCCAAGGUUGCCCAGGCAUUUGUGGAUAUCACAGUAUUGGAUACAGAAAACCAAAGCCCUUCAAUCACAGUUAAUUUGUUUAAUGGCAUUUCAAAAGCUCAUAUUUCUGAGUUUAAGAAGCCUGGCUAUGCCUUUGCUCAUGUGAGAAUCUCUGAUCCUGAUACAGGGAGAAAUGGCAAUGUGACGUGUCACAGUCAAACAGUUGAUUUUGCCUUGAAGCGUCUCAAUGUCAAAGAAUAUACUGUAAUAGUUGCAAGUAAUUUAGACAGAGAAACCUCAUCAACGUAUACUGUUGUGAUAUUCUGUGAAGAUGAUGGGGAACCGAAAUUAAAUACCAGUGCAACAUUUGAUGUAGAAAUAGAUGAUGAAAACGACAAUGCUCCAAAGUUUUUACAAAGUGUGUACAACAUUAGCAUCCCUGAGAACAAUGCUGUCAAUGACACCAUUCUGCAGGUCGCAGCUACAGACAAGGACACUGGAGCUAAUUCUCACAUCAUGUACAAGAUCUCUGAAGAAGGCCUGCCAUUCUUUUUCAUUCCCUUUGGAAGUUCUGUAGUGCGAGUAAAACACUCAUUUGACAGAGAGAAGCAUUCACAUUACUCUUUCAGAGUCCUGGCAGUGGAUGGUGGUGUUCCCAGAUUAACAUCUACUGCUCAAGUCGAGAUCACAGUCAUAGACCUCAAUGAUGAAAGACCUGUUUUUACAGAAGAAUCAUACACAUUUUAUAUUGCGGAAAACUCUCCUCUUGACACCAUUGUUGGAGAUGUUUCAGCAACAGAUGGUGAUACAGGAACUGGUGGCACAUUUUCUCUGGUGUUGUCUUCUUCCUAUAAAUCACAACCUCUUCCAUUCACAGUUCUUCAGAAUGGAACCAUCAUCACCACAGGUGUACUUGAUGCUGAAUCAGAAGUCGUCUACAAGUUCCAGGUUAUCGCCACUGACCACGCAGUCAGACCACUGUCUGGUGCAGCUAACAUCCAAGUCAUAGUCACUGACCAGAACGAACAUGAGCCAUAUUUUCUCUUUCCUAACAACAUCAACAACAGCAUCAUUGUGUUUGCACCACAUCGUUACGGUAAGGCAGUGUUGUGGGUGCAGGCGUAUGACGAUGAUGUUGAAGAUGCUGAGAAUCUCCAGUAUUCACUGGUGGAUAAGAAUUCAUCAGGGAUAUUUAAGAUCAACAGUUCUACUGGACAGAUCAUCUUAAAGAGGGAUAUCGGCGAGAACCAUGUUGGUUACUAUGAGCUGGAAAUCACGGCCUCUGACAAGCACGAGAAUCCUCGAAGUCACACUGAAACUCUGAGGGUGUUUAUUAAGUACAAGGUACAGGAGGUCAGUGAGGGAGACCACUACGUCAUCAUCGUCAUCGCUAUCGUCUGUGUCACAGUCAUUGUAGCUGCUGCUGUGCUGGUCACUCUGUGCUAUCUCCGGAAACACGACAAAGAUCAGGAGUUGAAGCGGUCGUUUUCCACGAGGUCAGAACAGUCGAAACACCAAGUUCCGGUUUUGUGUGCAGUAGAUGGAUGUGAAAAUAUUAAGACCCAGUUGCAGGAUUUGAAAGUUAAGCCUACACUUAAGGAUGUGCAUGCAGACAAAAGUGGGAAUAUGAGCGCAAACCAUGAGAUGUACAGAAGUAAUACGUUCACGGAUCUGAGUCAGCGGAACAGAAAGUCAGAUGGUCACCAGCAGACGCUACACCAAAUCAGACUGAGUCAGUCAGCACACAAACAGGAUACACUACCAGAAAAUGUAAAUGGCAGAUUCUGGAUAGAUGGUUUGAAGCAGGCUGAAGACUUCCACAGCAGCAGUUCAGGGGAGGUAACAAAUGGUGACAGUGGCCAUGGCAGCGAUGAUGACAUCACCUUUCUGGAAGGUCCCUCGCAGUCACCACGCACUCUCAAACUAGGAAUGUCUGUACCAGACAAUCAGCAUUACAGUGGACACAGACAGUCACCACGUAGUAUGGUGUCCUUUACUAAACAGCCUCUGAAGAUUCAGAAUCUGAAAGGAGGUGGACAGACUCCCAGACCAGACAGUGUCCCGGCAGACAGAUGUGGUAGAGGACACAACCGGACUUAUUCUCCACUUGUUCACAGUGUAUCAGGGAACAUACAGAAUGUUCCGAUGAAGACGAACCCUCAGUACAGUUACAGACAAUACCUCAGGUCUCCACACAAUCCGUCUGUGUCCAACAGUCUGGAGGUCUCCUCUGGUCACUCUCACCCAUCUAUGGACAGUUCACGGUCUGUAACAUUCCCCACCCGGCCCCUGUCUCAGUUUCAGUCACAUUCCAACAGCAGAGACUCCUCUCAGUUGCCUUACUGUCCAGCAGUGCAGACGUCACCAGGCAGUGACGAUGAAACAACAACAUCAGGCAGUUACAGCAUCACGCUGGAUGACAUCAAGGCUGAUCUGCAUGAUGUAGGUGUCAGAAAGACAACUGAUGCCUAUGUUUGAUAGGAUGUUGCAGUAUUUGGAUUGUCUGUGCUGUCUUUCAGAACAUGACCUUAGCGUGAUAUAAUAUUUAGCAUAACCCCAUAUUUUGAUUUGUUUGAAAUGAAAGAAAGAGACAAUAUCUUUACCACACUGCAUAAUUCUAGAGAAUGAGUCAUCUCAGUUUUCUACCAACCAAGUCAGUUAAUUAGUAUUAUGAUUUAUUAAGGUAUACAUGUUUUGUUAGAAUCAAGGUAUUUGAGGUAAUUCAUUGCAUUCCAGUUGAAUCAUGAUAUCCUUCUUAGAUAUCAAGAGAUUUCAGGCAAUUCAGGGUACACGAAGGCACAAUUUUUUUUCCGAUGAUACCCAUCUUAGAUAUCAGUAUAUUUGAAGUAAUUCAGGAUACAUGAAGGCAAACCAUUUGAAUCAAGAUAUCCAUUUUAAAUAUCAACAGAUUUCAGGCAAUUCAGGGUACACAAAGGCACAACAUUUGUAUCAAGAUAUCCAUCUUAGAUAUCAAUAUAUUUGAGGUAAUUCAGGGUACAUGAAGGUUAUUCAUCUUAGAUAUCGAGAUAUUCAAGGUAAUUCAGGGUACAUGAAGGGUAUCCAUCUUAGAUAUCGAGAUAUUCAAGGUAAUUCAGGGUACUUGAAGAGUAUCCAUCUUAAAUAUCGAGAUAUUCAAGGUAAUACAGGGUACAUGAAGGGUAUCCAUCUUAGAUAUUGAGAUAUUCAGGGUACAUGAAGGGUAUCCAUCUUAGAUAUUGAGAUAGUCAGGGUACAUGAAGGGUAUCCAUCUUAGAUAUUGAGAUAUUCAGGGUACAUGAAGGGUAUCCAUCUUAGAUAUUGAGAUAUUCAGGGUACAUGAAGGGUAUCCAUCUUAGAUAUUGAGAUAUUCAGGGUACAUGAAGGGUAUCCAUCUUAGAUAUUGAGAUAUUCAAGGUACAUGAAGGGCAUCCAUCUUAGAUAUUGAGAUAUUCAGGGUACAUGAAGGGUAUCCAUCUUAGAUAUCGAGAUAUUCAAGGUAAUUCAAGGUACAUGAAGGGCAUCCAUCUUAGAUAUUGAGUUAUUCAAGGUACUUCAGGGUAUUUUAUUUAGUUCAAGGUACAUGAAAGCAAAUAAAUACAGUUAUAUCAAGAUACCAAUCUUAGCUAUCAAUAUAUUUGAGGUAAUUCGGGGUAUAAAGAAGGGUAUCCAUCUUAGAUAUCGAGAUAUUUGAGGUAAUUCAGGGUAUUUCUCUUUGGCACAACAGUUAAAUUUUGAGGGUUUUUUAUACAGAUCAGGUUAUUUGAAUUAUGUCGAAUAUAUAACAAAUUUUGUUAUAUUUGGAUAACAGAGCUAUUGCCUUUAGGUUGUGGUAUUAGUUAGGUGAGGAUACUUCACGUUUCUUGUGUGGAUGAAGGUAUUUUGUUUUAAUGAGCAUCUGUUACAGCAUUGCAAAAUAUGUUAAUCUCAAUUUCUAAAAGAUAUGAUAACACUGAACAAAAUUUAUUAUUAAAUAACAUCAAGUUUGAAAUUAUUUAUGAUGGUCUCAUUGAUUUAAUGUUACAUUGCACAUGGUGCAUGUGUGAUGUGUUGAUUUUUAGCUAGUAACAUAAUAUAGGUCAACUUGUACAAAGUUUGCUCAUUAAAAUUUUGAUUCCAUUUGGGUUUUUUGAAUUUGCACUAAAAUAGUCCAGAUGUUAAAAAGAAUUCCAAUGUUGAUUGCUUAACAUUUUUAAUAAUGUUGACAAGGCUUUGAUCAAAUUGUUUUAAUGUUGGCAGCCAGGCAUUGUUUAAUGUGUUUAGAUGUUGACAGUAAGGCUUUGAUUGAAUAGUUUAAAGUGACGGACCCUAGUUUUUAAACACUUUGGCAGUUUUAUUACUAUUAAAGCCCUUUUUGAUCAUUUAAAUUAGAAGUGCUUACAUUUUAUUAUUUAGAAUAUUAAUUUCUGGUCAUGCAUGUUUUAAUACCCGAAAAUGAAUUUUUCCUAAUUCUAAAAAUGCACAUUCGUCUGAGAAGUAAUGGUUAUCGAGACAAGCUCUAGUUAUUUUUAGACGGUAUUUCCUUGUUAAAACAUUACAGAUUUUAGCUUCUCUCUGUUAUAACCUUAUCUAAAUGUGUUGCAGGGUUGUAGCUUAAAUAAACUUAGUGUCCAUUUUCACUGGAUAAAACAAGGGUCUGCACCUUUAAGAACCAGGCUUCAGAAAAUCAGGCUUGGCUUCAUGUGUAAAUAUCAUCAGUGUGUUGUGGGGAGACAGUGAGAUUUUAACCUUUCCGUGUCUUUCGUGACAUCAGACUAAUAGGGGUGCACAGCGCACCGUCUCGUCCACAACAUAUAAUUAAAUUAAUGGCAGGCUGUGCACCGGCAUGUCACAAAAGGGUUAAUCAGUUUUGAACGUUUGUUUUAAAAAUAUACCAUGAUGUCUGAAAGUGUGUGUUAGAGUCAUCAAGACAGGACUAGGCACUGGAUGCCAUGUUUGAUCAUAGAUUAGAUGCAAAGACUUACAAGAAAGUAACAUAAUUUAUUGUUUUGUAAAUUAUGUAUUUGUUAUAACACAAUUAAAAUGAUAAACAAUU